AUGGGGUUCAUGCUACGGGUGAGGCUGGCCUCCUUCUUCGCCGGCGCGGCUGCCGCCGCCGCGGGCGGGGGCUACUUCCUCUACAAGGACUACAAGCUCGCCAACGAGUCCAUGGCCCUCAAGCGGAAACUUUUAGCCUUUGUUAAAUUCCUCUCGGCACUGCAUGAUUCUGGCUGUGUCGAAGGAAAAGCAUCUGACCUUGACAAUGCAUAUCCUCAGGUGAAAGGUCUCCAAGACUCUACUGACACUCGCUACAAAGCCCUUGAAAAGCGACUCGCUGCUUUGGAAGGUCAGCGAAGCACUGGGGCUGCACCAGACGUGGAUACACCAUCUGAUUAG
This is a messenger RNA of Miscanthus lutarioriparius, 339 nucleotides long. The record is from the annotation of a GenBank genome assembly. Lineage: Eukaryota; Viridiplantae; Streptophyta; Magnoliopsida; Poales; Poaceae.